Messenger RNA from Periconia digitata, 1391 nucleotides. NCBI's taxonomy places the organism in Eukaryota, Fungi, Ascomycota, Dothideomycetes, Pleosporales, Periconiaceae. The record is from the annotation of a GenBank genome assembly.
CUUGGUAUGAGUGGUACUGGAAUUUUCACCAGAAAGGAAUGCUGUUAUUCGAAAUUGAACGGUUGCAUCAACAAUUAGGACCUGUUGUUCGCAUCGCACCGAAUGAACUUCACAUUAACGAUACAGAUGUAUUCCAGGAGAUCACUAAGAUCGGGUCACCAUUCACCAAAGAUCCCGGAUUCUACAACUUCAUAACUUUCCCCGGAACUUCGAUCGGGGAAACUGAUGCGUCGCGAAGUCGUAUCCAACGUCAAGUACUCACCCCCGCUUUUUCCCCAUCACGAGCCAGCGAGCUGGCGACAUCAGUGAAAGACAAAGUUGACAGGCUAUUGGAACGAUUUGUGGAGUCAUCGAAUCGCUCUGAACCUGUCAAUCUUUCCAUGGCCGUCAAAGCAUUUACCAUGGAUGUCAUUUCAGAGAUCGUACUGGGGAAGGAACUCGGCUUUAUGAUGGAUCCGGGCUACAGAAAUCAAUUCAUUGAAUAUUUACACUUCACAUUCGACAUGGGAUGGACAGCAACGGCGUUCCCUAACAUGACAAUCUUUUCCUUGUCGUUACCAGAUUGGCUUUCUACUGCUUUAUUCCCUAUUCCCAUCAUGCAGUUCAAAAAGCAGUGCAUCAUUCUUGUCGACGAAUAUCUCCGAGUGCGCAAUGCUCCCAGAGUAGGUGUAACGGAGAAUUUCACCAAGAAAGUUGACUUCAACAAAUCAGUCGUAAUUGACACUCUAGUCGACCCCACCUCGGCUAAAGAUCAAAGCGUGCUUGAUGCCAGUCAGCUUGCCGAAGAAGUCAUCAUGCUCCUUUCCGCGGGAAAUGAUACUACUUCGGAUGCGAUUAUUGUGGGAAUCUAUCAGGUCCUAAGAAAUAGCUCCAUCCAUGACAAGCUGUCUCAAGAGCUCGCCGCCGCAUUUCCUCGCAACAGAGAAAUUACUUACAAUAACGCUUCAAAGCUUCCCUAUCUUACGGCGGUCGUCAAAGAGACACUUCGAUAUAGCAACCCAUUACCAGACAAAGCACCGAAGGUAGUGCCGAAGGAAGGUUGGACGCUCUAUGGACAAAAGGUUUCUCCACAGACCGUUAUCAACACUUCGUCGUACCUUUUGAAUCGACAUCCAUCGAUAUGGGGAUCCGAUGCCUACGACUUUCGCCCAGAGCGUUGGUUGGUCAAUGACUCAGCGCACCUCGACAAGUUCAUGACAAGUUUCUAUCGAGGAUCUAGGCAGCGUUUAGGAAAAGAUCUUGCACUUUGCGAAAUCUACACACUUCUUGCCAAUCUCUUUCGACGCUUUGAUAUGGAAUUAUAUAACACAACCGACGAUGACAUGAAAUGGAUCGACCUGCUUCUUACACGUUUCGUUGGGCAAAACCCUCAUGUCACCCUGAAACCGUGA